AUGGUUUCAUUGAAUGAUCUGAUGAAUGUGGAUGAGAAAGGGGUCAAUUUUGAAAAUCCGCAUACCGGUGAGAAGAUGAUUUUGAGUCCUGAAACAAGCAUACACAUACAGGAAAAUUUGGGAGCUGAUAUUGUAAUGCAACUGGAUCAUGUCGUACAUGUACUUCAUGAAGGACCUAUGGUUGAGGAAGCAAUGGAACGAUCGAUAAGAUGGUUGAAACGUUGUCGUGAUGCUCAUACGAGGAAAGAUCAAGCCUUGUUUCCUAUUAUACAGGGAGGCUUAGAUUUUUCUCUUCGUGAAAAAUGCGCUACAGCUAUGGUACAGCAAGCGGAAACAGGUAUUGCAAUUGGUGGCUUAAGCGGUGGAGAAGAUAAAAAUUCAUUUUGGAGAAUUGUUGCAUAUUGUUGUGAGAAUUUACCGGAGCAUCUACCACGAUAUGUGAUGGGUAUUGGAUGGCCGAUUGAUUUGGUAAUUUGUUCAUUGCUGGGUGCCGAUAUGUUUGAUUGCGUUUAUCCAACACGGACUGCAAGGUUUGGCACAGCGAUUGUGCGACAUGGAGGUAUGCUGCAUCUUACUCGAAAUGAAUUCGAAAAUGAUUUUCGACCAAUUGAUGAUAGUUGUUUAUGCCAUUCUUGUCGAAGUUAUACACGAGCCUAUAUUCAUUCCAUACUGAAUCAGGAAACUGUUGCAUGUCAUAUUAUCUCAGUGCAUAACCUGCAGCAUCAUAUAGAUCUCAUGGAACGAUUGCGCACUGCAAUUGACACAAAUACAGUGCAAGAAUUUUUGAAAGAAUUUUUAGUGGAACAAUUUCCGGAUGGGAGCAUACCACAGUGGGUUCGUGAUGCAGUUGCUUAUAUGCAUUACGAAAUUUAA
Messenger RNA from Acanthocheilonema viteae, 873 nucleotides. The record is from the annotation of a GenBank genome assembly. NCBI's taxonomy places the organism in Eukaryota, Metazoa, Nematoda, Chromadorea, Rhabditida, Onchocercidae.